Messenger RNA from Fibroporia radiculosa, 630 nucleotides. RefSeq lists its product as uncharacterized. Gene Ontology annotation, biological process: regulation of exocytosis; protein secretion; protein localization to plasma membrane. The record is from RefSeq and is a predicted model, not a curated record. The coding region runs from base 1 to 630 and encodes 209 amino acids. Gene Ontology annotation, molecular function: GTPase activity; GTP binding. Gene Ontology annotation, cellular component: endosome; plasma membrane. Lineage: Eukaryota; Fungi; Basidiomycota; Agaricomycetes; Polyporales; Fibroporiaceae. The transcript is spliced from 6 exons.
AUGCCUCCCCCUCACUAUGACUUCUUGAUCAAGUUGCUGCUCAUUGGCGACUCAGGAGUGGGGAAGUCAUGUCUCCUACUACGAUUCUGCGAUGAUGCGUGGACGCCCUCUUUCAUUACCACCAUUGGUAUCGACUUCAAGAUUCGAACAAUCGAACUCGAUGGCAAGCGCAUUAAGCUCCAAAUUUGGGACACUGCUGGACAGGAACGCUUUAGGACCAUCACUACGGCAUAUUAUCGGGGUGCCAUGGGUAUUCUCCUCGUAUACGAUGUCACAGAUGAGCGAUCGUUUAACAACAUCCGCACCUGGCACGCCAAUAUCGAACAGCACGCCUCUGAAGGCGUAAACAAGAUUCUCAUCGGUAAUAAGUCGGAUUGGACAGACAAGCGCGCAGUCACGGAGGAGCAAGGUCGAGAGCUUGCGGAUGAGCUCGGCAUUAAAUUCAUGGAGACGUCGGCGAAGGUCAACGAGGGCGUUGAAGAUGCAUUCUUUACAUUGGCUAGAGACAUCAAGGCACGACUCAUUGACUCGCAACCAGAGGCAACUGGUGCACCGAGUGGCGCAGCAGGCACGGAUGGUGCAGUGAAAGUCAGUCAGCCUGCAAGCCAGAGCCAAAGUGGAUGUUGUUAA